AGAGGGCGGUGUUACAGGGAGAUACCGGAUGUGAGCACACAAAGUUCAAGAGAAGGAGGAGGCGCUAACGUGGGAGUUUGUUUUAUAUGAAAACAAAAGUGAUUGUAGAAUAUGUGGUAAGAAGCGGUGACGUGAGGUGUGUGUUUACCCGGGCACGAUGACUACUCAGAGAGUGCUUCCUCAGAGCAAAGAGACUCUACUGCAAAACUACAACAAGAGGCUCAAAGAUGACAUCCGCUCCAUCAUGGACAACUUCACAGAAAUAAUCAAGACAGCGAAGAUUGAGGAUGAGACACAGGUAUCCCGACCUACUCAGGCAGAGCAGGACCAUUAUGAGAUGCAUGUCAGAGCAGCCAACAUUGUACGUGCCGGCGAGUCCCUCAUGAAGCUGGUCUCCGACCUGAAGCAGUUCCUAAUUCUGAACGACUUUCCCUCCGUGAACGACGCCAUCAGCCUGCAGAACCAGCAGCUCCGCUCGCUACAGGAAGAGUGCGACAAGAAGCUCAUGUCACUCCGUGACGAGAUCGCCAUCGACCUGUAUGAGCUAGAGGAAGAAUAUUACUCCUCCAGGUAUAAGUAGGCUCAUACUUGCCCCCAUCCCCCAUCCCAUUGCGCCUCUGUCGUCCCAUUCCCAGCACCGCUGUUUCACAUUUCACCAUUUACACUGAGCCCUGGGAAGGGCUUGUGUCGGUGUCUAAACUGAGCUUUUCAUCAAAAUUGUUAUAGGUCUUUGUAAUGAACCUCAUCUCACCACAAGCGCCUUUACAUUGUUACUAUUUAGUGCGUGCCUUGACCUUUUUAAAAGAAAUCAGAGAUGAUUAGAGGGAGGUCUUCAGUCUUAAAGUGGCAUGCCAUUAAAUAUCAGCACUUUUUGGAACCAAAAACAGUAGAUUUACUGCAGGGUUACUUCUAAUGGUUGGUGCUAGAUCAAAUCAACUAGAAGAGACACUAUAUUCUGCUGUGAUUGGUUGUUUCAUGGAUAGGUGACUGAUGAAGAUCUAGGAAAAGAUCUUGUUCAUAUUUUCAUUGUCCCUUGUGAGUAGCAGGCGAUUGGUUAUCACCUGUCUGAUUUAAAAACUACCCAAUCACAGCAGAGCUACUAGUCACUGCCUAGGAACUAGUCUGAAGCGUCUGAUGGCCUAGAGCAGGAGUGGCGGGACUCCACACCUCAAGCGCUGGUGUCCUGCAGGUUUUAGAUGUGCCCUUGAUCCAAACACAGUUGAUAUAAUUGGCUAAAUUACCUCCUCAAAAUGUCUUGGAAGUUCUCCAGAGGCCUGGUAAUGAACUGAUCAUUUGAUUCGGGUGUGUUGACCCAGGAUGAUAUCUAAAAUCUGCAGGACACGGACCAUUGAGGCCUGGAGUUCCCCUCCCCUGGCCUAGAGAGAUGUUUACCCAACAUUAUCUGGUACACGGGAGAGAUUCAGCAUUUAUAAAUGUUAGUAUUGAGAAGUCCUUGUUCAUUUAUAGUAAUAGAAAAAAUGGAAAGAAUGAACAGAGUUUAUUAAAAAUCUAUCAUUUAAAGCACUUGAUUUGCUGUUGUAUCCAUGGAUGAAUUGUUGAAAUUUGCUGGGUACUUCAAAGAACACGCAUAUACAUCUAAUGUCCUAAAGCUAUAUGGAUUUAUAGAUUUUUUUUUUUUUCUGUGUGUAAAAGUAUCAUUUUAAUCAAUUUAAGAUUAUUUAUAUGUAGUAUUUAAGUCAAAUAAAGUUGUGAUGACCUUUUGUGUUACAUUUUAAGGAUGGACUGUGCAGUUAAACACACGCGUUUGCUGUUAUUUAUUAAGAGUUUCCACAAUAGAUGUUUUUCAUUCCGUCCCUUAAAUCUAAAAGGUGUAACCUUAACAUCAGUGUCAGCCAGUCACACGGUGCAGUUGUACAUGUUUACCAGUUUUUGCCCGCUGUUCCAAGAGACCCAGGAUGAUUAAGAAAUAAAGUAGAGACAAAAUGUUGAA
This is a messenger RNA of Oreochromis aureus, 1951 nucleotides long. It is a transcript of the gene med22, whose product is annotated as mediator complex subunit 22. The transcript has 4 exons. Gene Ontology annotation, biological process: regulation of transcription by RNA polymerase II. NCBI's taxonomy places the organism in Eukaryota, Metazoa, Chordata, Actinopteri, Cichliformes, Cichlidae. Gene Ontology annotation, cellular component: mediator complex. Gene Ontology annotation, molecular function: transcription coregulator activity. The record is from RefSeq and is a predicted model, not a curated record. The coding region runs from base 158 to 580 and encodes 140 amino acids.